GAGAACAAGAUGAAAUUGGAUUAUAAAAUUAUCUUGGAGCUACAGAAGUUUAUGCUACACUCAGUGAUGAUUCUACUUUGUACAGAAAACUUUCAUUAUGCAAAUACUUUAAUAACUGUUGCCAAGACGGGAGGAAUGCUAGAAGCAUGCUGUGGAAAUGCCAUGUUGAAGGUCAACAAAUUCACACGCAGUAUUACACAUGACAACAAACGGGAGCCCAAAGAUCAAUUAGAUUUCUAUAGAGACAUUCUAAAUAAGCCAAACUACCUUCAAUAUAGUGUCCCCAGUGUUGCAGUUGAUAG
Owenia fusiformis is the source of this 302-nucleotide messenger RNA. The record is from the annotation of a GenBank genome assembly. NCBI's taxonomy places the organism in Eukaryota, Metazoa, Annelida, Polychaeta, Sabellida, Oweniidae.